This is a messenger RNA of Drosophila hydei, 1916 nucleotides long. RefSeq names its product tektin-4. The record is from RefSeq and is a predicted model, not a curated record. The coding region runs from base 20 to 1780 and encodes 586 amino acids. Gene Ontology annotation, cellular component: nucleus; microtubule cytoskeleton. NCBI's taxonomy places the organism in Eukaryota, Metazoa, Arthropoda, Insecta, Diptera, Drosophilidae. Gene Ontology annotation, biological process: cilium assembly; cilium movement involved in cell motility. The transcript is spliced from 3 exons.
UAGCUAAGCCCAUCUCGAAAUGGCGUGCUGCAAGGAGAAGGAUCUCUAUGAUGGCGGCGGCGACUGUGUCAAUCAGCCAAUUGAUUUGCAUCCGACCUCUGCGUGCCCCGCGCCCUUGAUCUGUCCGCCUCCACCCGAAUUGGGGCCCAUACGCAGACGCAAAUGGGAGCCCAUGACCGUGGGCAUUGUGCCACCCACCGAGGACGAACAGCGUGAGUUGCAGGAGUAUCUGAAGAAGGUGGUGGACGAGCCGGCACAGGCGCAUCAUCAGGUGCAGCAAGAUCUGCAGGCGGCAGUUGAUAACCAACAGCAGCAGUUGCUGGACAUCAAGCAGGAGCAGGCCAAAGCGGCGCCGAUCAAAACGGAGGAGACGCAGUUUGCACGCUCCAUUAAUCCCGAUGCAGAUAAUCUUCAAAAUCCGCCCUGCUAUCUGCCGCAGCCUGGCGACGAUUUGCCUCAAAAGGACUCGAUGACACCGAUGGGUCCUAUAGGUCCUUGGGCUACGGGCAAAGUCGAUUGGAGCCCCAUGGGCGGUCUGACGGGCACUCGGCCAGUUGUCGAUCGAUAUUCGAUAACACGCUUCAGCGCGAACGAAUGGCGCACCAGAAAUCAACAGACCGUUCAACAUGUCAACUCUGUGCUGGACAAGGCCGAUAAAAACCACUUCAGCACAAUCACCGAGUACCAGCGUCUCACUGCCAUGGUCAAUAAGACACAGAAUGAGACAACAGAGAAGCUGAGGCAACGCGCUCAGGUGAUCUGCAAGUGGAAGAGCACACUGGAGAAUGCGAUCAAGGCCAUGACGGAUGAGAUCUUUAUGGUGGACGAGGAGCGCAAUAGGCUGCGCCGAGCGCUGGUCGUGCUCGGUGUGCCCGAGUCUAUUGUUAAGGAAUGCAUCGAGAAGCGUUGCGGUCGGCCGGACACGGAGCUGGUGCGCGACCAAACGGAGGAGGAGCUGGUCAAUGAGCUGUCGCUGAUAGCCGAAAUCAGGAGAAACUUGCAAAAGACCAUGCAGGACUUUGUGACACAGCAAAUGGAGAAUCGCGCAGCCAAGCAGCGACUGGAGCUGGACUGGAGCGAUAAGCUGGAGUCCUACGAAAUGGACACCAUCAAUGUGGGCUUGGACAAUAGAUCACGUACAAUUAUGUUCCAAAUGGGCGCAGUUCGCCAGCCGAUUGAGCAGUCUUCGGAACAGUAUUGGGAGCACUUCAGUCUGGAGACAUUGAACGAGUGCGAGAAGUGCCGCCAGAGAUCGGCUGACCUGCGCAGCACACUCAACGCAACUCUGCUGAAUGGUGCCCGGGACAUACGCACCCAGGCGGAUGUCGUGGAGAAGUCCUUCACGUUGCGCAUCAAUUGCACCCAGGAGGCAGUGCAGCGCUUCGAGAAUGAUCUACAUAACGUGCUGCAGAAUUUGGCGGACACGGAGUUGCGCAUUGAACAGCUUCACGAACGCAUUCGCGCGUUCGACCUGGCCAUGAAAGUCGCCCAGACGCGCAUGCACAAUCGCAGCUUCAGGCCGAAUGUGGAGAACUGCCGCGAUGUCGCCCAGCAGCGUCUUAUCGACGAGGUGCACACCAUUCAGAGCAGCACCACGGCCAUGCUGCACGAGCUCGCCUCCACCGAAGAGACAAAGGAAGCACUCGUCGGCGUGCGCCAUACCUUGGAGCGCGAAAUCAUGCUGAAGCGACGCACCCUGUUCGUGGACAGAGAACGCUGCAUGCUUCUGCGUUCGCAUUACCCAUCGGCCGAUGCUCUGAUCGGCAAAGAUGCUUUCUAAGAUAUAUACAAUUUUAUACAGAUCCAUUAUCGGAUCAUUACAUUAUUCUAAAUUGAUUGUCCAAAAUCUUAAGUCUGAAACGAGUGUAUGUGUCGCUUGAGUCAGUAAAAUUGUCAAAUAAAUGAGUAAGAAAACA